This is a messenger RNA of Ooceraea biroi (clonal raider ant), 3127 nucleotides long. It is a transcript of the gene dy, whose product is annotated as transmembrane protein dusky. The record is from RefSeq and is a predicted model, not a curated record. NCBI's taxonomy places the organism in Eukaryota, Metazoa, Arthropoda, Insecta, Hymenoptera, Formicidae.
GUUACCACCUACGAAAAGAUAUUGUCCAGGAUCGUUACCGCGAUUCGCCGUGAGAGUCGGUUUAGUGGUACGACCGGAAUACCCAAUCGCGCUGCUAUCAUUACAGUGAUACGAGUAGCCGUUCCACCGUGGACGCCAACGCGGUAUGCAGUUACGCAUUUACGUCCUAGCCUGUCUCCUGUUGGGGCUGGCUCGAGCCGAAGAGGUAGAAGUCGUGGAGGCGAUUUCGGGGGAGGACAAUCGGAACGAGAACCCGGCGCUGAAUCGGCAAGAUAACGAGCUGAGCAAUUCCGAUCAAUUGGCGUUGGAUACCAUAGCGGACAAGGAUGGAGGAGCGAACCACUACAAAGCAGGUCUUCGGGGUCAUCCUCUGCUACCACCGGGCCGAGGCGCAUUAGGUCUGCCGCGUCCGCAUCACAAUGUCGCUUAUCACGGCCCGCCACCGCCUUUGCCGUCUUCUAAAACGCAACCGGAAGCCAUGGACAAGAUCUACACAACUGGUGGCGGUGUCAGCACCGCGAUUGGCGUCGAGCCUUGGCCGGCGCCAACACCGGACAUGCCGAAGAUCGUGUCGCUGGACGUAAAGUGCGAGAAGAACCUGAUGAAGGUGUACCUAGGUUUCGACAAGCCAUUCUACGGGAUAGUGUUCAGUAAGGGCCACUACAGCAACGUGAACUGCGUCCACCUGCCAGCCGGGCUCGGUCGCACGUCCGUCAACUUCGAGAUCAGCAUACACGCGUGCGGCACGGCCGGCAACACGGAAAACGGAUUGUACGGCUACGGCGCCGAGUCCGGAUCCGGGACGUACUUCGAGAACAUCAUCGUGGUGCAAUACGACCCCCAGGUGCAGGAGGUCUGGGAUCAGGCGCGCAAGCUGCGCUGUACCUGGCACGACCUGUACGAGAAGUCGGUCACCUUCCGUCCGUUCCCCGUAGACAUGCUGGACGUGGUGCGCGCGGACUUUGCCGGCGACAACGUGGGAUGCUGGAUGCAGAUACAGGUUGGCAAGGGACCGUGGGCCUCCGAAGUCUCCGGCCUGGUCAAGAUCGGUCAGACGAUGACGAUGGUGCUCGCUAUCAAAGACGACGACUCCAAAUUUGAUAUGCUCGUGAGGAACUGCAUGGCGCAUGAUGGCAAACGCGCGCCGAUACAGCUGGUGGACCAGCGCGGCUGCAUCACACGGCCGAAGCUGAUGUCGAGGUUCACCAAGAUCAAGAAUUUCGGGGCCUCGGCGUCAGUGCUGUCGUACGCCCACUUCCAGGCGUUCAAGUUCCCGGAUUCCAUGGAGGUCCACUUCCAGUGCACCAUACAGAUCUGCCGGUACCAAUGUCCAGACCAAUGCUCGGAAUCAUUGCCGCUGCUGGAGAGCCAGGGUCUCCUGGAGGGUCAUCAUCAUCAUUCUCCUGCGGGCGGUCAUCCCGACGUUGGAUACGGCGUCCCACCACCCAUCCCGCUUCCAUUGGAGGCUUAUCUACAAGCGGCGGCCGGGCGACCUCGCGAUGAAAGAAGGAGGAGGUCCCGAGAGAUCCUGCACAACCCGCAGAAGGCAGUAGGUGUGAAUCGGAUCAUCCGAGUGGUCUCGACGGGUGACCUGACCUUCUCCAUCGACGAGAGCAACGGUUCAGGCGAGCUGAACACCGGGCCGACGAUGGUGUUCCCGCAACGUCAGGAGAACGCAGCUAGCUCGACCAUGAUCUGCAUGACCACUCCCGGAUUCGCGAUUACUCUCAUCGUCCUGCUCGCCGUCCUGCUUUCCUCAUGCGUGCUGUCGGCUUACCUCUUUAUGCGUCUCAGGCCGUUCUCCGCGAGGUCCAACAAGUCCGCGGCGUUUUGCAACUCCGAGCGGAGCGACGCGGCCAAAAAGUCCUCGUCGAGGACGUGCUUCUACUCAUAGAGAUAUUCGCGAUUGCCGCGAGUCACCCUGAGCUCCGGCGAUCCCGAUAUUUGCGCUCGGAAGAGGGGACCGUCAAAUUGCACGGCCCUCUUCCCCGAAACCGGUUUACACGCUUCUCUGCGGUAUCGUUGAAACGUCGUUGGAGGUCAGUACGUUCACAGGGCGAAUGCGGUCGCGCAGGGAUAAGGAAAUCUGUCCCCGGCUGCGGGCGCGUCGCCACGUGAAAAAUUAUCGGUGAAUGAAUAGCGGUGGCGUUUGUACUUUUCCAUUUUUUGAGAUACCUUUGGCCAUUAACCGACAGUAUUUUUCUGUAUGUAUAUAUCAUAUUUACGCGUGCCUGGAACAUAUUGCAAUAGUGAGUCGAACGCGCAGCGGGGCAUUUUUUCCUCUCCUCAUAGGGGGACCAAGAGAAUUUCACGUAAACUGGUCUUCGAAGUCGCGAGUCUUCAGCUCUCGUAGAGGCUAUCGAGUGUCGCAAGCACGACUCUACUACACAAAAUUGCGUAUCCCAGACCGAGCGGGAUGCCAGCCGGCAGCAUUAUCGUACGAUAAUGCUGCGGUGCUCGUGUCACUUUCGUUUCGCUUCGUCUUACUGCCUCCCUGGAGUUGUGCUUCGUCAUGGAAUAAAACUUAAGCUCAGGCCUUCACAGGCAAAUAUAGGCGAUACAUCGAGAAUUUAGUCAAAAAUAAUCAAAUCCGUUCUCUACUUUUGCGUUUAUUACUUACGUAUUUGUAUUUAGUAUUCUCCUUUGGUUUUUGGUAUCUGGGACACUCGUUUAACAAUGGUUAUCCGACAUGCGAUAACAAUAAGGCUGAAAUGUCAGGAAAAUAGCCUAUACUAUAGUUAUAUCUAAUUUAAUAUAUAAUGUUAUAUAUAAUGUUAUUGUUAAUAAUAUUAUAUUAUUAUUUAUUUAUUACAUAUCUCUCUCUCGAAAUUCUUCAAGGUAAUUUACAGGCAAAAUCCUGUAUACUUUUUAUACAUGACGCAAACAAAUGAAAUAAAGUCACAAAACAUGAUAGAUAUUCUCCUUCAAUCAUUAAAUGAAGUAAAUUUACAAAAGAUGUAUAACGUAAAUCACAAUGCGCCACGAUUAUGAGAAUUUUUAUAUGCAAAAGUACUUAAUUGUUUAAGUAUUACUUUAAUAGUUAUGUCUAACUGGCGGAAAUGAAAAGUGCCAAAAUGUUGUACCUUUAUUACGUAAAUCAACGAAUAAUAAAUUACACAGUAAUGAG